Messenger RNA from Aspergillus wentii DTO 134E9, 980 nucleotides. RefSeq lists its product as uncharacterized. NCBI's taxonomy places the organism in Eukaryota, Fungi, Ascomycota, Eurotiomycetes, Eurotiales, Aspergillaceae. The coding region runs from base 48 to 740 and encodes 230 amino acids. The record is from RefSeq and is a predicted model, not a curated record. The transcript has a single exon.
AAGUUACCAGAGGAGAAGACAUAUCAUAAUAUUUACAUUUCUUGAAAAUGGAUUCCCACCGUAGUAAAAUUCCCCGGCAGCUUUUUCAUGUUAUUCUCACCACCAGCCACCUGAAGAAAAAUCCAAAUAACCUGGUCGAGAGCGUCCGGGUUCCAGGAACAUACACCUCUCUUCCAGCUGCAAAAGCGGCUGCCCAUAGUUGUCUCUUUGACGCGGGGUACGAGCGGGACUGGUUCGAUGUCUAUGAGACGAACACGGAUGUUUUCGAAUACAGCAGCCUCCACGAGAGAACAGGGCUAGCCGUCCUCGCAGUGGCAAAUGAUGGAACAACGUUUCGAGUUCGUAUCAACACAACGCCCAACACAAGAGGCCUGAGUAGCGAUCUUCCGGAUAACCGGGUGACCACGCCCUUGUACUAUGUUAUUCAGGCUGAUGCUGAGUACGAUGCCGAUGAAGGAAGCGCCAUUCGUGAUGUGAUCAUUGAGAAAAUCUUUGAAUCCUAUGAAGAGGCCGAAGCGUUUGCGCGUACUGCACUACUAUCCGAAGAAGAUGGCAUCACUAAAGAAGACUUUGCUGAAUAUCAUGAGGCAGUGGCAAACGAGAAGGAUUGCGGAUAUGGGGAGAAUGUCCUUGUCCACGCCGUCUCGGACUAUGGUGUCAAUUAUCUGAUUAGUGUCAUUAAGAACCAAGUGUUGGAGGCUACCCACUUGGCCGAGGCAUCUAUGAGGAUAUCUUUCUGACGCGCGGCAGCAGAUCGACAAAAUUGUAACGAGAGAUGAAUGUGGUGUUAUUGCCAAAACUGCAGUUUUGUUCUAAUCGUUUUCGCCAGCCUGCUUCUCGAGUCGGUGGCUGAGAAUGUUUCAACCCUAGCGCUCUGGUUCGCUUUCGUUUCAUGUUAUUUAAUUGAUUGGUCAUUAUAUUUGUGGGUUCUAAGUAAUAAUAUAAUUGUUGUGAUAUGAGGUUUAUGUAGAUCAGGAAUU